This is a messenger RNA of Exophiala aquamarina CBS 119918, 846 nucleotides long. Its product is annotated as alcohol dehydrogenase. NCBI's taxonomy places the organism in Eukaryota, Fungi, Ascomycota, Eurotiomycetes, Chaetothyriales, Herpotrichiellaceae. The transcript is spliced from 3 exons. The record is from RefSeq and is a predicted model, not a curated record. Gene Ontology annotation, cellular component: intracellular anatomical structure. Gene Ontology annotation, molecular function: oxidoreductase activity, acting on NAD(P)H, oxygen as acceptor. Bases 1 to 846 code for a protein of 281 amino acids.
AUGAAUGAAACAACUCUAGUACCAUCCCACUUGGAACAAACACGCUUCGGGGCUACCAAAUAUACCCCGGAGUUCGAUGUUCAGGGUAAGGUGAUCGUCGUCACCGGUGGAGGCAGAGGGUUGGGCCUCUGCAUGGCUGAAGCCUUAUUUCAAGCAGGAGCAAUCGUACACUGUCUCGACCGCCUUCCAGAACCGCACGAUGAUUUCCCCACCGCCCAAAAGCUCAACGGAAGAAGCAUAGGCGGCAGAAUCCACUACCACCGAAUCGAGCUGACCAACACGCAAGAGCUUCACCAGCUAGUCGCCGACAUCGCAACUGAGCACCAAAGGCUGGAUGGUCUCAUCGCCGCCGCCGGAGUUCAACAAGUCACCUCUGCCCUAGAUUUCCAAGUGGAAGAUGUUCGAAAGAUGCUCGACGUAAACUACGUGGCCGUUCUGAUGUCGGCACAAGCCGUUACCACCCAGAUGUUGAAAUGGAACACACCCGGAAGUAUCAUGCUGGUAGCCAGCAUGUCCGCCAUGGUGGCCAACAAAGGUCUCCGAACGUGCGUCUACAAUUCCAGCAAGGCAGCGGUGUUCCAGCUGACUCGAAACCUUGCGAUGGAGUGGGGUAAGGAAGGUAUACGCGUCAACUCGCUGUGUCCAGGCCACAUCGUGACGCCAAUGGUGGAGAAGAACUUUGAGGAUGAACCCUGGCUUAGAGAGAUGUGGGAGAACGAGAACAUGCUGGGCCGACUGUCGAAACCAAAUGAGUUCAGAGGGGCAGCGAUAUUCUUGUUGAGCAAUGCUAGCUCUUUCAUGACUGGGAGCUCGCUGGUCAUUGAUGGUGGACAUACAGCAUGGUAA